Molecule: messenger RNA, 846 nt
Organism: Fonsecaea multimorphosa CBS 102226
Lineage: Eukaryota; Fungi; Ascomycota; Eurotiomycetes; Chaetothyriales; Herpotrichiellaceae
Exons: 1
Coding region: 1-846 (281 amino acids)
Biological process (GO): rRNA (guanine-N7)-methylation
Cellular component (GO): nucleolus
Molecular function (GO): rRNA (guanine) methyltransferase activity
Source: RefSeq, a predicted model, not a curated record
AUGUCUCGCCCGGAAGAUCUCCUCCCCCCGGACCUGUACUACAACGACACCGCCUCAGCAAAGUACACGACCUCCUCACGCAUCCAAUCGAUCCAGGCGUCCAUGACGCAUCGCGCGCUAGAACUCCUCGACCUCGAUUCCCCGUCAUUCAUCCUCGACGUCGGCUGCGGGUCCGGCCUGUCCGGCGAGAUCCUCUCAGAAGAAGGGCACAUCUGGGUGGGGAUGGACAUUUCGCCCAGCAUGUUGGACAUUGCACUCCAACGAGAAUCCGUCGAGGGGGAUCUGUUCUUGGGCGACAUGGGCCAGGGCGUGCCGUUUCGCGCGGGCGCCUUUGACGCGGCCAUCAGCAUCUCCGCCGUGCAAUGGCUAUGCAAUGCCGAAUCGAGCGGCGUGUCCCCCGAAGGUCGGCUGCGGCGGUUCUUCGACGGCCUGUACGCGUCACUCCGCAGGGGCGCGCGGGCGGUGUUGCAAUUCUACCCGAAAAACGACGCGCAGAGGAAUAUGAUCUCCCAGGCGGCCGUGCGGGCGGGGUUCGGGGCCGGGAUCCUCGAGGACGAUGGCGGGACCAAGAACGUCAAGACGUACCUCGUCCUCAGCGUCGGGGGAGGCGAGGACAUCACCGAGCGGGUCAGGAAUAUGGACAAUGUGGACAUCGAGGACGGGAGGAGGUUCAGGGAGGCAGCAGCAGCACAGAAGGGCAAGCGACGAGGCGCGCUCGGGCAGGAUGUUGUUGUCAAGGGCAGCAAAGCGUGGGUCAUGAAGAAAAAGGACAAGAUGCGCAAUAGAGGCAAAGUGGUCAAGGCGGAUUCGAAAUACACUGCGCGCAGGAGGGGCCCGAAGUUUUGA